Messenger RNA from Pogoniulus pusillus (Red-fronted tinkerbird), 1781 nucleotides. Its product is annotated as sulfotransferase 6B1-like. Gene Ontology annotation, cellular component: cytoplasm. The record is from RefSeq and is a predicted model, not a curated record. NCBI's taxonomy places the organism in Eukaryota, Metazoa, Chordata, Aves, Piciformes, Lybiidae. The coding region runs from base 581 to 1546 and encodes 321 amino acids. Gene Ontology annotation, biological process: sulfation. Gene Ontology annotation, molecular function: sulfotransferase activity. The transcript is spliced from 9 exons.
CUGCCUGCACUGAAAAUAUGAGACGUUUGCAUCCCACUUGUGUUUGUCCUGCUAUACAUGAGUUGGGUGGUUUGCAACAAGUUGCUCUGUCAUCUAUUCUUUGAGUAUCUUCUUUAAACACCAGGUGUGGGUGGCCGUUUCUGCCACCGAGACUGCAGCCAGUCUAGCUUUCCUUGUAGCAGUCCCUAGCUGCAGGAAUGUCAGAAGCAACACAGUAAUUUCAUGUCUAGCUUCUCUUGAGAGGGGAGCAAAUCAUUCAUGUGUGCGUUUGCUAAGUCCUGUGCAACACCUUAUUUGACAGCCCCAGUAGAAGCAAGCCUUGCUUUCAGCAUGUCACUUUCAACAUUCAUCAUGUAGCUUGAAGAUUUGAGAACAAUAUUUGCUCUGCAAAGUUGAAGUCCGUCAGAAGGGGUCUGGAGAGGUCCUGUUCUGACAAGUUAUGCCCAAAUAUUCACAAAUAUCUCCAGACACAGAUGAAACUCCAGGAGUAGAAUGGCUGAUGAUCACAGCACUAGAGUCCUUAAAGUAUGUGUGAGAGCCAUGUCUCAGUACCAGGAUGACUAAAUUCUUCAUCUAAAAAAUGGAAAGCAAAACUGAGAUGCUCUUAAAGGUGCUGACAAAAACCAGCAUGAAAUGCUGUCACCUGUUGGAUGGAGGGUGGAAGAGAACCAUCAGUGUGGAGCAAGAGGCAAGAAUCUUGCAAAAUGCCAUUGCAGUUACCAGCCCAGAAACUUUUGAAGCUCUGAAAUCCUUUGAAGCCAGGAGCGAUGACAUGAUUUUAGCAGGCUAUCCUAAAUCGGGAACCAACUGGCUUGGACAAAUCCUGAGGGAGUUGGAAUCAACAGAUGCCAAAUAUACAGAAGAAGAAAUGAAAGAGAGAAUAAAUGAGGAAAAUAAGUUAAAGACAUUUCCACGUCUGGAAUUUGGAGAUCCUGGGAUAUACGAGAGGAUGAAGAAAUUGCCUUCUAGAAGAAUUAUUGUAACCCAUCUGCCACCUCAUCUCCUGCCACCAUCCAUUCUCCAAAGUAAAGCUAAGGUUCUUCUGCUAGUCCGGAACCCCAAAGACACAGCUGUCUCCUAUUACCACUUCUACAACAACAUGCCAGUGCUGCCAUCCUUUGCCUCCUGGGAUGAGUACUUUCCAGCAUUCAUGAAUGGGAAAGUGACGUGGGGAUCUUAUUUUGACCACUUAGUGGAAUGGAACAAAUACAUUGACCAUGAGAGGAUCAUGAUGAUAAGCUAUGAGGAACUCAAAGAGGACCAGGUACUGGGAAUGAAAAGGAUUGCUGCCUUCUUUGGAUUUUCCCUAUGUGAGGAAGAUUUCGCAAGAAUUGCUGAAAAGACUACUUUCCAAGCUAUGAAAGCCAAAUCCAAAGAAACCCAUGGAAAUUUUGGAGACAUCCUCUUUCAGAAGGGGGUUGUUGGGAGCUGGAGAGAUCUCUUCUCUAAAGCUCAGAAUGAAGAAAUGGAUCAGAAGUUUGAAGAGUGCCUAGGAGGAACCAAGCUGGCAGCAAAGAUGAAAUAUGAUGUGUACUGCAAGGCCUGAAAAUAAGCAGAGGAGCAUCAUGUCUGCUUAUUUUCAGGCCUUGUCUGCUCUUCUUCAAAGAUAACUGUCCAAAGAUGGACAGGCCUCCAUGUUUCCUCCCUAUGAGAAGGGAGAGAAAUCCACAGAGAUCUACCUAGCAGCUUCAAGCAUUGGAAUGGUAAUUCUUCAACUUGGGCUGGGCCUGGAGCGUGUGUUCUGCUUAAUGCAACUAAAUAAAAUGUGCACAAGCCUUGAA